Messenger RNA from Bipolaris zeicola 26-R-13, 672 nucleotides. RefSeq lists its product as uncharacterized. The record is from RefSeq and is a predicted model, not a curated record. Bases 1 to 672 code for a protein of 223 amino acids. Lineage: Eukaryota; Fungi; Ascomycota; Dothideomycetes; Pleosporales; Pleosporaceae. The transcript has 2 exons.
AUGCUGGAUGUAACGACUGAAGUUGUCUACCUGCCAUUUAAAACAGGACUCGAUCUGUCGGCGGGCGAGAAGAAAGAGAUAUGGGAAGAUGUCCUUAGUACUAUUAAGAGACAGCCUGGCGCGAUAAGGGUACUUUGGGGAAGGCAGAUUGAACACCCGGAUACAGUCCAGCUAGUGAUUGACUGGGCAUCGAUGGACUUCCACAAAGCAUUCAUGGACAGCCCAAUCUACCCGCCUUUCCUGAAAAAAAUGGAUGAUCACCUUCUAGCCGGAACACCAGUCUUAUAUCAUGCCAAGUUUCCCUUUGCGCAAAGCUCAUACGGUGAUCCAUUUACUUCUCCUGUAACCGAAUGUAUCGCCGGCUUCUUUCCCGCAGACUAUCCCGAGUCACAGUAUGAAACCCAGUUUAUAACUUUCCGGGAGGAAGCCCUCAAAACUAAGGACCUUGCUGCCGAUGGCGUGAUCGGCGGAUGGAGUGUUGAAAGGCAGUCGCAUGAGGCGUUGGGGGAGGGAGUAGAGGGAAAAUUAUUUAUGAUUUUCAUUGGAUGGCCAGAUGUAGAGGCGCAUAUGGUGUUUCGGGACUCAGCCGAUUUUGCAAGAGUAAUUCCGCAUUUGAGAGAUGGACCGGUGGGGAGGAACAUGUGGCAUGUGGCGUUGAAGGAGCAUAAGUGA